UGUAUGUUUUUAGUGUUACUGAAUGUUUGCUCCUCGGCUUACUUGGCGUCAGCUCCUGGCUUGCAGUCUAUUUGACGCUGGCAAGUUUGCCUUCUGUGCUCAUCUCCAUGAACGAGAAAUGAAGAUUGGAAGAAGAUAUAUUUUCUGAUGAAAAGCAUUGCAUGAAUGAAACACAAGGACUAUAUAGUCUGUCUUAUGGUAUCUUCUUCCUUGGGUAGACAACAUGACAGAAGGCUGGAUAGAUUGCCCCUCACUGGGACCUGGUUGGAAGCGUCGUCAAGUCUUACGUAAAAAUGGAACAAGACCUGGACAAUCAGAUACUUAUUACAUGAGCCCUAGAGGUGAGAAGAUCCGCAGCAGAGUGGAGCUGACAAAGUUGCUUGGAUGUUCUCGAGAUCUGACAGACUUUCAUUUCAAGAAAGGGAUUUUUGUGGAUCCAUGUACUGAGCCCCCAGCAACACCACCACCACCACCAUCAAUUGCUCGACAAAGACACCAGGGGGUCAAAAAGAAGAGCAAGAAGUGUCUCCCAUCUCUGGCAGUAGCCGCUCCGCCUGCAAAGAAACCUCCUGACUUGGAAGUGUUUGAGGAGCCUCCAGGCCAAGAACCUCUGGACCAGAAACCUCUAAAAUCAGAGCCUGAAUUACCGGUAGAAGCCCCCACUGAUAUUACAACCGAGAAACAAGAGUUUCCUGAGCCAGCACCUGAGCCAGCACCACAGCCUGUUUCUGUACCUGAGCCAGCACCACAGCCUCAGGAGCCACAAAACAACCCACUCCUCCUUGCUCCAGAAAAUUUAGAAGAUGGGGCAGUGCAGGAAACUAAUCUGGAAGAAAGUAUAGCGUACUGUGCCAGUUGUCAGGGUCAGUUCCCAGGAGUGAUGCUUCCAUCUCAGAGACGUUGCCGGUGGCUCUGCCCAGACUGCAGAGCUCAAAGAAGAGAUUUCAACCGGGAACAGAGAUACUACAAGCAAAUUGGCUGUGGUGUGUGCCAAGCCUGCCAGAUGUCUCAGGACUGCGGCAUCUGCAGUGUGUGUCUCAAGCGUGCCAAAAGCCCAGAGCUACGCAUUGGCAUCAAAUGCCUGCUGCGCCGAUGCUUGAAGAUUGUCAAACAGGGCCUUGAAUGUGGUAUGUGUCAGGCCUGCAAGAUAACAGAAGACUGUGGUAGCUGUGUUAUCUGUUUGCGGAGGCAGAAACCAGGCAUGAAGCGGCAGUGGAAAUGCCUCAAGCGCCGCUGCCUCAAUCGCAAGAAAAGAAUAUCCCCAAAGAAAGUUGGCUACAACUCUAAGAAGCUGACCACGGAAGCAGUCUCUACCAAAGAUGCUUCUACACCUGUACGGCGUCAGCAAAAGAAGGCCACAUCAGCAACAGAUGGGCCUUUCCGGAAGGUCCAGCAGGUUCGAAAACAGCGGCACAAGAAACUAUUAGCAACAGAGCCACCAUCAGAGUCCACCGAUGGGCCCUCUCUUAAGGCCCAGCUGGUCUCAGGCUGCCGUCGCCAGAAGCGCUCUCCUAUUACAAAAUGGAAAUCCAGCAUGGAACUGGACAAAGGAGAUAUCCCUAUCGUGAAGCAUAGGAAGAUAUCCUUGGGGGCUGUGAAAGAAAGAAAGAAGGUGGGUCGCCCCCGCAAGCAUCCUGCAGACAUCCUGAAGAGCAGUGUGCAUGCCUCCAAAAGCCGACGCAGUCGAAAGUGUGGUAAAUGUGAAGCUUGCCAACUGAGAACAGAUUGCGGCCGUUGCGACUUCUGCUGUGACAAGCCCAAGUUUGGUGGGCAAAACAUGAAGCGCCAGAAGUGCCGCUGGAGGCAGUGCCUGGAGUUUGCAAUGAAGCGGCUGCUUCCUGAAGAGUGGAGCAGCCCAGAGGCGGUGGGGCCAGCAGCAGCAGGCUGGAAGGUCAGGAGGAGGAGGAGGAGGAUUGCCUUCGGUGGCCACAGCCACAAGCCGGCAGGGAUCAAGCAGGUGGGGCAGCGGGGCAUGAAGGGGAGAGGCCAGAAGCAUCGGGCAAAAGCCAGCUUCCAGCCAGAGGAAGCUUCCUCAACCAGUGAACUGACUCAUCCUCCAAAGUCAUACAGCAUGGAGAAAGUACGGCAAAAGCAGCAGGGCCAGCAUCAGCAGGAGGAGCAGGUUCUCCCACUGAGGCUGAAGAAUGAUCCAGAGGCAGGUGGCUUUACUGUAACCCAGGCCCCUACGAAGGGCCAUCCUGCCCUGCCACGGUGUAUCAAAGAGGAGCCUUGCCAGCCCAGCCCACCUGUUCAGCUUGUGGUGAAGGAAUCAGACACUAGAUUACCUGCUGUCAAUCUUCUCAUUGCCACCUCUCCCAAAAUCAAACAGGAACAUGUAGAACCAGGUGGAGACCGUCAGCCAUCCAAUGACUCUCCGGUAUCAGCUGGUCUCCCCCAGUUUAAGCGACCGCAGGGAACACAAGUCACAGAAGUGGUGGUUCUGGAUGAUGAAGAUGAUGAUGAAGUGGAGCAGCUACAGCAAAUACGACCCCCAGUGAUAAUGGAGAUCUACAGCCUGGGUGGCAUGCAACCUCUUGCCCAGUUGGACAAUGUCCUGCGUGAGUUCUUAUCUGAGCUGAAUGAGAUUCCUCUCCCUGCUCACUGGGAGGCGCUGCCUCCACUUGGUCCCAACCUGCGGCUUGUACAGCGAUCAAAACACUCCACCAUGUCAGCAGCCAUCAUCUACAUCCGCCCGGGCCUCUACUUUCAAGUGGUGGUGGGAAACUUGCCUGUACCCCCCGAGCAUGAACUCUAUGCCAGCCACCCUGCCCGCCUCACCACCGUGGAUGAGGUGGUGGAACUUAUCUGUGACCUGGAGGCCUAUCGACUGUGCUCAGGCUGGCCAGCAGGCUGGCACGCUGGCGAACGGUCUGAGGCCUGUGAUGUUCUUGUGUACUCAGGCUGCUGCCCUCAGUGCCGGCUCAACCCUUGGCCAUCAGGGAGCAGUGCCUGCUGAGAACCAAGUGGUGGGAUUUGGAGCCCUGUGACUUGGCCCUGUUGGACACUGGAAAGUUUUGUUUUAACACUGGAAAAGGCUUGGGUAUCUAGAAGGAUUGUUCCUUGCCGUAAAUAGCUUUAUUUUUUUCUUCUUCUUGUUGUUCAAUAGCUUGCCACAGAAAAUAAUAUUCUCUUACUGUCUUUUGUCUUCCUUUCACUCAUUCACUCUUGGUAAGCUCUGCUUCUUUAUGUUGACAUGGAGCGAAAAGCUUUUUUUCAAAGACUGGAUGCCUGUCUUGCUUCAGCCAUUUGCUCGUCACUUGUUGCAUUGUGUACCAUGACACUUCUCAACAGUUAGAGUUCAUUGUCAGCACUUCUAAGCCUUGGCAAAGUCAUAUUACAUGUCAAUACAGUAGGAGUGUGGAAGGCAGCUGAUGCAUUGGGGCAGGCCUCUCUCUCUGUCGCUUACACUUGCUUGGACCACCCUGUCAAACUUUAGCAUUGUUCUGGCCAUUUUGAGGACUGCGGUUAUAGGUGCCAGGCAUGGAAAGGAUGGAUUGUAAGAGAUGGAUGUCCUUCUGCUGGUAGAGACUUUGCCUCUUCCUUCCCCAGAAUUCAUUUACCACUUGAAUUGUUUGCCUUGGGCUUGUAUUUUCUGUUUCUUCGGGGUUGCUGAGUUUGUAUGGUUAAUUCCGUUUAAGGACCAGGAAAUUUUGGGGAGCGAGGAAGAUGGGAUGAAUGUUGCUUAUGGGGGGAGAUGGCCAACUGGCAUCAUUGUAUAUCCUGUGACAUUCCAGCAUGUCCUGUUCAGGGAAGUUCAACAGAAGCCAUAGCUGUAUGUCACUUGCUAACUUGAGUCUUCUGUGUGACCGGUGGCAGCAGCAAGCAUUUAGUGCCCCUGAGCCUUUCCUUCACUCCUCUCACAAUCACCUUUUCCUCCCCUUCCUCCCUUUUCCCUCUCAGAGGGAAAGUGUUAGCUUAUUUCUCAAAUAAUUAUUAAAACAGAACUGGUCUCUAUUUUUUUAAUGUAUUAAAAUUUCAAUGAGCAAGGUC
Molecule: messenger RNA, 3990 nt
Organism: Anolis carolinensis (green anole)
Lineage: Eukaryota; Metazoa; Chordata; Lepidosauria; Squamata; Anolidae
Gene: mbd1
Product: methyl-CpG binding domain protein 1
Exons: 21
Coding region: 224-2956 (910 amino acids)
Molecular function (GO): zinc ion binding; DNA binding
Source: RefSeq, a predicted model, not a curated record